AAUCUCUUCUUGUUUCAGCGAGAGCGAAAGGAGCGUAAAUUGUACAGUGAUGACUGGGCUCUGGGCGACGAGGAGAUCGAGGGUCACCACACGUUUGACCUCGACCAAAAGAUAAAAUCGGACGACUUUAACUCCUGUUUUGUAAAAGACAUGACCGAUUUAGAUUAUAAUCUUGCGCACGUACAGGAGAAUGGAUUUAAUUGGCCGUUGCUCUUCAGAGAGAAGUCAAAACUCGGCAUCGUAAUACCAAAUACAGAUUUCACCAUCAAUGAUGUUCGUCUGUGUGUCGGGUCACGUAGAAUGCUGGAUGUGAUGGACGUGAACACACAGAAGAACGUAGAAAUGACCAUGAAAGACUGGCAGCGGUAUUUUGAGAGCCAGGACAAGGACAAGUUGCUCAACGUCAUAUCCUUAGAGUUUUCUCACACAAAAUUGGAGUCCUUGAUCCAGGCUCCAACUGUAGUACGUCAGAUAGACUGGGUGGAGCGAGUGUGGCCACGACAUUUAAAAGAAGCCCAGACUGAAGCCACCAAUGUACUCGAAGAUAUGAUGUAUCCCAAAGUUCAAAAAUACUGCCUCAUGUCCGUCAGAGGCUGCUACACAGACUUCCACAUUGAUUUUGGUGGCACGUCAGUGUGGUAUCACAUUCUCCGGGGAAAGAAAAUCUUCUGGUUAAUACCUCCAACAGAACGUAAUCUACAGCUUUAUGAACAGUGGGUCCUCUCAGGCAAGCAGAGUGACAUAUUUUUCGGGGAUACAGUGGACAAGUGUGCCCGUAUAGAACUGUUUCAAGGAAACACCUUCUUUAUACCCACCGGAUGGAUUCAUGCAGUAUAUACCCCAGAAGAUUCCUUGGUGUUCGGCGGCAACUUCCUGCAUAGUUUUGGAAUUGAAAAGCAGCUGAGAGUCGCCCAGGUGGAAGACGCGACACAUGUACCGUCAAAGUUCCGAUACCCAUUCUUCACGGAGAUGCUGUGGUACGUGCUAGAACGGUAUGUCCACGUCCUGCUUGGUCGCUUGCAUCUCACGCUCCCUCCUGAUGAACAAGAAAAGUACAUUAAAUAUAUGUCUACUAAAAUGAAGGCCAAUAAUAAUAAUCAGCUGAAUGAGGAAGUGAAGGCGGAAGGAGAACCCAAGGUCGAUGUAAAUAUGACCAUACCACCCGAAGAACACGUCCACCUGACCCAGUACGAACUCCACGGACUCAAGGCCAUCGUCAUGUACCUCCACGCACUGCCUACUAGUAAGAAGUGCGUGCCGGACCUCAUCACAGACCCCAUAGCGCUCAUCAGAGACGUCCGCACGGUGGUAGAGAAACAUAGAUAUGACAAGCCUGAGUUAGCCAGAACUUCUAAGCCAGUCCUAGAGUGGUGGCCGAGGGAACCCACAAAAUUUGGGAUAAAGCGACCACUGGGAGAGCACACUGGAGGAGGGCUUAAGAGAAGACGCAGAAAUUCUGACGAAAACAGAAUCGUGGGAUUACCUCCAAACGUUGCAAAGAUAAGACACCGGAGAGUUAGAUGUAAAUUUUGCGAAUCAUGUUUACGAGAGGAUUGCAAGAAGUGCGUUUAUUGUCUAGACAUGGUAAAAUACGGAGGCCCUGGUACAAUGAAACAGACAUGCAAAAUGAAAAAGUGCACACAGCCCAUACUCCCCGCUGCUGCCGUCUGCUAUGAAUGCCAGCUGGAUGGUUGGAGACGAGUGUUGACUGCACCGCCACAGAAACCCAUUGCAAAUACACCAAGUAGCCUCUUUGAAUGUUGUGUGUGUUUCAAGAUAUCUCACCUCAAAUGCAUCAGUAACAAAUUUCCAGAUGCAGAUGGGAUUGUUAACGAGGAUCUGCCCAACAGCUGGGAGUGUCCAGAGUGUGUGAAGGAAGGCUAUAAUAAAGAGUACAAACAUAAUCGGGUUCCAAGCAGUCGAGCCUCGGUGACCGGCAGUGACACGGGUGAAGUGAAGACGCCACAGAUUCUUUCUGAAGCUGAAGAUGGGGACGUUAAGGUUAAAAUUGAAGGUUUGGAGACUGAAGACAAAUCCUUUCAAUCCAAGAAGACAGACAUGUCAACAGGGAAGAUGAAGCAAGAGAUAGGAAGUGCAAUAGAGGGCCUUGAUGCUGCCCCUCCACACAUGCCAACAUGGGAACAGCUGCAGGCCCGAGUGUCUCGUCCACUGGUGCGUCCUAUGUGGGUAGUACGGCCAAACCCGCCACCUCCAGAUGAGGAUGAAGAGGAGGAGGAGGAGGAGGAGGAGAGUGGCAGCGAUGGGGAGAGUCGUCCAGCUGCACGUGAACCUCUUCCACCGACAAUGAAUCGUGCUGUGAUGCUUCCCGUUUUUCAUCAUUUAUCUGUGAGAGACUUAAAGGUGGUGAUGCAGGUGUGUAGAACUUGGGCACAGUGGGCAAUAAACCCAACUUUAUGGAAAACUAUCAACCUUGCACAUAAACGAGUUGAUGUAUAUCACCUGGAGGGUGUUGUGCGCCGCCAGCCUUGCUUGUUGGAUUUAAGUUGGGCUCGAGUUAGUGCAGAGCAACUGUGCUGGCUUUUGGCUCGACUUCCUCAGCUCAAGGAACUCCACCUAGAGGGUCAGGGUUGGGAAGUGGUGUCGGGUCUCACCUCUCCUUACUGCCCAGCUCUGUCUCGACUCAAUUUAUCAUACUGUGAGGGGUUAACUGACAGUACACUAACAACUUUACUAUCAGCCCCACGAACUCACCGUCCAGGCCACCGUGACACAACUACACGACUGCGUCAACUCACAGAUCUGAGUUUGGCAGGAACUCAAGUUGGAGAUGAAGGAGCUAGAGCUAUCGUACGUUCCCUGCCAUUUCUUAGUACUCUCGACUUGAGCAGUUGCCAGCGUAUAACAGAGCUUAGUACAGCUUUAUUGGCUCAUCCCUCCAGUGUUGUAAGUCAUUCACUGUCAUCAUUGGAUUUAAGGGGUUGUCACCGCCUGGCUCCGACAUGUCUACCGUCCCUCACUUGUUUACCUCUUCUGUCCAAGUUGGCACUUCACCCUUGCUCCCGCAUUCCAUUAGCAGCACUUCGUGUUUGGGGAAAAUCUCACGGUUACACUCUUGGUGUGGAGGACAUUUUAGCAAGGGCACCUCCACCGCCCCCUGACCCAGAUUUAGAUCCUUCCUCAGACUCAGAUAUGUCUUCUCUCUCCAGGUCAUCAUCUCCAGGAGUUGCCAGAAUAACACAAGAAACUCCAGAAAUAUCACCAAAUAACCCAGAUGCCAAGAAAGGAACAGAAAGUCCCCCAAAAUUGGAGUCUGGUGAAAAAGAUGAAAAAGAAAAAGAUGAGCAAGUGGAUGCGAGCAAGAAAGAGAGUUCAUUAGGCAAGAACUCAGAUGUGGAAUCCAAUUCAAAAUCAAAUGGAAUCCCUUCAGGUAAAUCAAAAAUCCUGUCAAGUACUUCAGGUAAAAAGAAACCAGAUAAAGUGGAGGAGACAAACAAAAAGGAAGAUAAAGAGGUGGAUAAUUCCAUAAAUAAAAAAACAAGUGAGAAGAACACUGAGAAUCUCCAGAGCAAAACUGUCUCACAGAAAGGUGGAAGUGACUCCCCUGUGAGUGGCAGCUUGAGGGUGUCAACAAGAAGACAGAGCCGUUUGCAAGACUGUGAUGGUGAUUCUGGGACCUCAGUUGAUCAAGCCAGCAAAAAGAAUACAGGUUCUCCUGAACACCCUAACAAAAAUAGUGGACCUUCAGAGACCAGCAAAAAGAAUUCUGCUUCUUCUUCAGAACAAGUUAACAAGAAGACUACUACAUCUUCUGAACCAGUUUCCAAAGACAAAACACCAGAGCAGGUCAAUAAAAAGAUAGCAGCAGCAUCUCCUCAGCAGAUCUCCAAAAAGAGCACAUCAUCAUCAGAGCAAAUGUCUAAAAAGAAUACAUCACCAGCACAGCAGACUUCCAAGAAGAAUGGAACGUCACCUCAAGAGCAGGUCUGUAAAAAGAACACACCACCUCCUCCAGAGCAGAUAUCCAAGAAUUCACCCUCACCUGAACAAGUCUGCAAAAAGAAUUCAUCUCCUGAACAGAGUUCCAAAAAGAAUCUAUUCGAACAGGUUUCCAAAGCAAAUUCCUCACCUGAACAGUGUUCCAAGAAGAAUUUAUCACCAGAACAAGUCUCAAAAACAAAUUCCCCUCCUACACAAUGUUCCAAAAAUAAUCAGUCAGAAGAGGUUACCAAAAAGAAUUCACCUCCUGAACAGGGUACAAAAAAUAAUUCACCUGAACAGGUUACCAAGAAGAAUUCACCACCUGAACAGGCUACAAAAAAGAGUUCACCUGAACCAGUUACCAAAAAGAAUAUAACACCUACAAUAGAACAGAUUCCUAAAAAGAGCACCUCAACUGAACAAGGUUCCAAAAAAAGUGAAACAGCUCCAGAACAAGUUUCAAAAAAGACCACAGACUCAUCCUCAGAUGUGGUUUCUAAGAAGAACACACAGACUCCUGACCAACCCUCCAAAAACAAUUCGGUGCCACUUGAACAAGAUGGUCUAAAGACUAUAACACCACCACCUGAGUCAACCUGUAAGAAGAGCACCACAUCCUCCCCUGAGGUGGCAGUGAAGAUCACUCACUCUCCAGAACCACCCAGUAAAAAGACUGCAGUUUCAUCUUCAGAACAAGUAACCAAGAAGAGUGAGGCACCAUCUCCUGAACAGACGAGCAAAAAGAAACCAGUUGACAAGAAAAGUACGUCAGGGUCACAGGUAAAUAAAAGUUCAGAUGUACAGAUCAACCAGAAGAAUGUCAUUAUUACAGCUGUUGAAGUACAUCGUGCAGAUACUUAUGAGGGCAAGGGAGAUCAGGAGGGCUCGGUGAAACGACCCGAGAGAAGACAGAGUGUGAGAAGGUCAAAAGAUGAACAGGAUCCCAGAGUUGAUGAAAAGAGGGAGAAGAACGAACGGUUGGGCACUGAGUCACCAAAAGACAAACGAAAGGAUCCAAAAACUAGGGAAGAGGAAAUGAAUAGAAUUACUGUCGAAGAUUCCACUGAAAAAGAUUCUAAACAGCAGAGUCCAAAGAAAAUGGAGGACAAAGAGAAGAAACAGAGCGCAGCAGCAAACAAAAGAAUUACGGAAAAGCUUCAGGAGUCUUCACCCCGAGUCAAACAGGAAAAAGAUAUUGUCACCAGGUCCACAAAAAGACUGAAGACUGAAAAGGCUGUUGAUGAAAAGCAGAAUGAGGUGACAAAGGAUGAAGAGGGACAAAAGUCUGGUGAAAGUUCGGUAGACGUAAGGAAGACUUCAAGGAGAGGCAAAGAGCUGCGAGAUGAUAAGGAGGAGACAGUCUCAGAGGAAACACAAAAGAAAGAUAUUAAGUCACCCAGACCAGGAAGUGGAAGAAAGGAAAAGGAGGCUGUACCUGGGAAGACAAAUGAAAAGAAAGAUGAGGACCAAAAAUCUAGUAAGAGAAGUCGACUUGACACAGAAGAAUACAUGUCCAAACUACGCAGGAAGUCAUAUGAAGGAGAUGGAUCAAGCGACUCCUCAGCAGUUGAAAGUUCCAAAAAGGAAGACACUGCCGAGGAGAAGAUUAAAUCAAAAAGAAGAUCAGCUCGAGAGGAUGAAAGUACAAAGACACCGACGGAGAAAAAACAAAAGGAAGAAUGUAAAGAGGAGAAGAACAAAGGUACAUCAGCCUGUACUGAACCAACAGAGACUGUGACAAAACAAAACAAAGCUGUUAGUGAGACACCAGAUGUGAAACAGAGUAAAAGGAAAAAUGAAGAUGGCGAUGACGGUGGAACGAGCAAUAAGAAGAUGAAGGACGAGGGUGAAGAGGCCGGCAAGGCCGUCAAGAAAACUGAAAUUACUCGGGAACGAUCAGGAAGCAGAGAAAGGCCCGAAAGAGCUCACAGGUCUCCCAGAAGACUAUCUAUGUGUCAGUAAAACUUUGUGGUUAUUUUUGUUUUUAUUACAUAUAUAUACAUGUUGUAGUUAGUGUUUAGAUAUGAUCAAUACCUCAAGUGAUUAUAUGAAUUUUAUGCCAUCAUCCACAGUUUUUCUUUGGUAACUUGUUAUAUUUUUUCCAGACUCUUUAAGAAUUGUGUGAUACAGUUUUAUAGAAGGAUUAUUGUAUGUUCAUAUUUUAUAUUUUUAAAGUAACUGCACAAGAGCUUUGUACUGUAAAUAAAUUUGAUGUAGAUACACCAUAAUAUAUUUAUGAUUUGUCCUAGAUAAAAAGUGUGCUUCAAAAGUGAUACUUUUUACUGAAUAAAGGAAUGUUUUACAGUAUAAUAAUAAAGUACUGUAUAUGUUACAAAAUUUUAUCUCAUAAGAAUUAAUUCAGUUCUGAAA
This is a messenger RNA of Homarus americanus (American lobster), 6309 nucleotides long. RefSeq lists its product as uncharacterized. Gene Ontology annotation, molecular function: protein binding; zinc ion binding; transcription coregulator activity. The transcript is spliced from 15 exons. NCBI's taxonomy places the organism in Eukaryota, Metazoa, Arthropoda, Malacostraca, Decapoda, Nephropidae. The record is from RefSeq and is a predicted model, not a curated record. Gene Ontology annotation, biological process: regulation of transcription by RNA polymerase II; protein demethylation. The coding region runs from base 151 to 5901 and encodes 1916 amino acids.